UGCCCGAAUUCUCUCUCUUCACGCUUUCUCUCGCUCUCUAUCUCCACGAUUUCCAUUAACACUUUCUCUUCUCUCUCUCUCUCUCUCUAGCGCGCGCGGAAACCUAACCUUACUAUGGUAUGGCGGGCUGAGCGAACUGCUGGCGGGGACCAAACCAGUUGGGGUGUGCGGGGUUCGACUUCGAAAGUUAAUCAAAGGGAGAUAGACUAAUCAAAAGCGCAUUUGUCGUCAAUCGAGGGCAGCGAACCCGCCGGUGUAAUCUUCUUUGCUUGGAUCGUGUUUAAGGAGCAAGAUGAGCACCAAGAUUGAUCAUACGUCUGCAGUUGAACCUCACCAUACUCAGACCACUGUAACAGCUAAAGCAUCUGCAACGCCAACAAGCAGUCCAAAGAUAUCCAUGUUUGCUGCAAAAUCAGGAUUUGUUAUACCUAAAAACAAAUUGUCUGGUUCAUUGAUUCCCAUCUACCGGGGUGGUAAAAAACCGGGAGGCAGUGAUGAGGUGAAUGAUGAAAGUAUUAAACAGGGGCAGAGGAAAACAAAAUGGGGCCCUGACUUGACACAGGAUACCGCUGUUAGAAAAGGAAGAGCUGUGGCUUAUCAGAUUCGGAUAGAUCAAAUUACUAAAGAGCUAAGUCCGAGAAUUCUGGAGAAGGAAGACAAUGAAGACUUGCAAUUGGCAGGCACAAUAGAACAUCAUCGGAAUAAUAGUGAGAAUUCAGAAUUUUUGGAACUUGAAAGGCGGGAAGCUAUUGGUGAAAUAAUGAAGUUAAAUCCAAGCUACAAGCCUCCUGCAGAUUAUAAACCCUUGUUGAAGGAGGCUAAAGUUCUUGUCCCAAUCAAAGAUUACCCUGGGUACAAUUUCAUUGGUCUAAUAUUUGGCCCUUCAAAUGCUACACAAAAACGAUUGGAGAAGGAAACAGGAGCUAGAAUUCAAGUUUAUGGUACCAAAGCAGAUAAGGGAGAGAAGAGUGAAAUUAUGCCAUCAGAUGGAAAUGAAGCCCAUUACGAGGAGUUAUAUGUUCGGAUAUCUGCCGACACUUAUGAGAAAGUUGAUGCUGCUGUUGCCUUAAUAGAACUGCUUGUGACCCCAGUUUCAGUGAACCCUACCGUUGUCUCCACAACUUCAACUCCAGUUUCUGGUGAUAAUGCGAAUGUUGUUGAUCAGAGUCAAGGUAUGGCAACUCCUUAUCUAAUUCCCCCGGCUGGGGCAAACCAGGAAGUGGUACGGUCUAACAUGCAAUCUUCCCAAAAUCAACCUCAAAUUCAGUUUCAGUCAUACCACCCAGGUUCGUGGUUCCCACCAGGGACAUCUCAGAGUUCUUUACGCCCACCUUCUGGAUUCACUUUUCUUCCAAAUUCGUCUUCAGCACCAGUACCCAUAAAUCCUGCCCUAGCAUCAUCAAACAUUCCUUCUCUUUUUGGUCCUGGACCAGUUCAACCAUCAGGGCUUGGGUCAGUUCUCCGGAACCAGCCUCUUUUUCUUUCCAGAUCACAGCUGCCAGUUUUGCAGCGCCCUUUCAUGCCUCAGGGAUCCAUUGGUCAUGCUGGCACACCAAUAAAUCCUUCCAUGCCAGCAGCAAUACAGCCAUCACCUGCACAACCCAGUAUUUCAGCUCCACCUCCUUUUACAGGUAACCAACCUAUGGUAGCACGGCCUCCCCCAGUUGUAAGGCCAUUAGGGCCGUCACCAUCUCAAGCUGUGUCUAGACCUACCACUUCAGGAUUGCUGCCUCCUGAUAGGCCGUUGACCCCUGCUGCUGGGAGCUCUACUCAGUCACAAGCAGUGGCAGCCACUACCCUAUCUCUAGGUCUGGGCAACAUCACAACACCCCCCAUAGCUCCUCGAGGACCACAGCCCAUUAUUAUUGCAUCUGGAACUCCGCCACCAAACAUUUCGUCAAUGAAUAUGGUUUCACCAGUAAGCUAUUCAUCCAGGCCUGAGCCUUUAAAUCAUUCUAUUGUGACUCCAGCUUUCACUUUUGGCCCACAGCCUCAAACAAGACCUCCCCCCCAAGCAUCAUCUGUAGUUCCAAACCCAGUAGCAGCACCUACCUCUGCACCAAGGCCGCUGCCCAUCCAAUCUUCAUCACCUGUACCACCACCAAUGCAACCGUUAACACCAAGGGCUCUUUCACCUAAUCCAUCCCCAAAUCCUUUAUUUGGAUCCAUGCCAAUUGCUGCACGACCACCACCUUUACAAGCAGGAAUUUUAGGUUCUGUUUCAGCAACUACGUCAAGUUUUACUGUCAUACAAUCUCUUCCCACUCUUACUGCUCCAAAGCAGCUAUCGCAUCCGAACUCGGGUGAUUUUACUUUUCAGCCUCACCGGCCCCAGAAUUUAGCCUCCCAAGCAGUUGUUCCAAGGCCAGAUCCAAUGGCACAACCGCCUCUGGCACCAUCUUUCCAGCCAGCUAUGCAUGGAUCAUCUUCACCAACUCUGGUGCAGCAAGGCUUCCCAAGACCACCACCACAGCACCUUAGCAACCAGAUGAAUCAAACUCACAGCCAAAUAUCGCCCUUUGCCAGGAACCCAACAACUUUCCCUACUACUUCAGCUCCACCAAGGCAUCCUCAUGUCCCUCAAAUGGUGGGACCACCAAGGAACGCGAGUCCCGGUCCUCAUACAGCAAGUGGUGGUCCUUUUCCACCGCCACCACCACAUAGUAGGCCAGGAAGUUCUCUGCGGCAGCAAAAUUAUCCUCCUCCUGCAGCAGGGGGCUGGCGUAUGUUAGGUCCAAAUCAACAUGCUAGGGCAGUUUCUUCCAACCCUGGAGAGCAACAACAAAUCUAUGACCCGUUCUCGCCCACUUCUGCUUCCAUCCCACCUCUUCCUCUUCCAGCAAGGACGAGGAAGCAGGAGAACAACGAUCCAGAAUACGAGGACUUGAUGGCGUCAGUUGGAGUAAAAUAAUUUCAAGUUGGCAAACACUUGAUCGGAAGCAGCUGCAGGUUGGAUGAAAUAAUUUGAAGAAGAAGAAGAAGAAGCUGCUUUUCCGUGUGAGAAUAGGGUUCCUAGGUUUUGGAAAUAGUAGUUGCAACAUAUAUGCAGCACACAUUGAAUUUCAUCCAUGGUUACCUGUGAUCCUGUGAUAGCUCAGUUUUCUUUCAAGUAGUAGUAGUAAUAGUAAGUAAUUUUUUUUUUUUUUUUUUUGUGGGGGGGGGGGUGUUUCCCUUUGUUUAUUAUAGUUGGUGAUGAUUUUGGAUACUUGGAUUGUUGUGAUAAUUUAGAUGAGCCAUGUAUACAUGCACGUGGAUGCAGAUUGCAUAUGCUACCAAAGCAAGCAAAGGCCUGGGCCUGUAGGUCAUCAUCCACUGAACUAUUUAAUUAAUCACUUAUCGAUUCAUCAUCAUUUACUGAUU
Messenger RNA from Diospyros lotus (date-plum), 3360 nucleotides. RefSeq names its product branchpoint-bridging protein. Bases 293 to 2911 code for a protein of 872 amino acids. Gene Ontology annotation, molecular function: mRNA binding. The transcript is spliced from 10 exons. Lineage: Eukaryota; Viridiplantae; Streptophyta; Magnoliopsida; Ericales; Ebenaceae. Gene Ontology annotation, biological process: regulation of mRNA splicing, via spliceosome. The record is from RefSeq and is a predicted model, not a curated record. Gene Ontology annotation, cellular component: nucleus.